This is a messenger RNA of Electrophorus electricus (electric eel), 1874 nucleotides long. Its product is annotated as G-protein coupled receptor 22. The record is from RefSeq and is a predicted model, not a curated record. NCBI's taxonomy places the organism in Eukaryota, Metazoa, Chordata, Actinopteri, Gymnotiformes, Gymnotidae. Gene Ontology annotation, cellular component: plasma membrane. Gene Ontology annotation, molecular function: G protein-coupled receptor activity; peptide binding. Gene Ontology annotation, biological process: G protein-coupled receptor signaling pathway; cellular response to hormone stimulus.
UCGUGCUCGCCCUCAAGAGUAGCGCGGGGCGCACACCGCAGUGGAAUGUAGCGGGGAAUCCCGGCGCGAGUCCUACGCGCGUGGUAAGGCUUGUCAAUCGGUGAUCAAAGCUCCAAGACAGUACAUGAGUGGGUGGAGCAUGACAGAUGGGAGUGGCUGGCAAUGUGUCUGAUCAUGCACAAUGGUUUCCAUGGAGACAGAUGGCAGCAUUUCCAGAGGCCCUGGACUUGUGCUCUUAGAGGCAAGUGAUACCGUGGGGGCAGGGCUAGAUGAGCAGGAGGAGCCAUGGCUUGGGUUCCGGGCAACGGUGAGUGCUGUGCUACUAUUGGAGUUACUGUUGGGAGUGGGUGGUAACCUGACGGUGUUGGUGUUAUACUGCGGUCACUGCACCCUUUUGGAAUCUGUCAGCCAUGCAGUCACUCUCAGUCUGCACACACUUGACCUGCUGCUCUGCCUCCUCUGCCUACCCAUCACUGCCACACUCCUCCUUCUUGGCAGGGCUUCUACCCCUCACCACACCCUGCUCUGCUGUCUUCAUGAAUCAGCAGCCACCUUCGCCAGUGUAGGAACUGCACUCAACCUGCUUCUCAUUAGCCUUGAUCGGUAUGAUAUCAGUGUCCGGCCCGCUAAUCGUCUGCUUACGCCACAAAAAGCAGCCUUUUUACUGACUGGAGUGUGGGCGGUGUCUUUGGCUGUGCCCCUCCUACCAUUUCUGGAGGCGGGGUUUGUGUCCUGGCCAAGAGAGGGAGUGGAUGUUCAUUCUAACAGCACAAUGCUGUGUUCAGAAUGGGUGGGCACUCUGCAAGCUCACCUCUUGCUGCAGGUGCCAGUCUUUCUGUGUUCCCUGGCCGUGAUGCUGUUUACAUACUCGCGCAUCCUUCAGGCCCUGCACAUUCGCAUUGGACACCCGCCAAGAGCUCAACGAGACAGGCGACGACCUGGCCGACAUCCCUGGCAACAACUCAAGAGGUCGGCAAGAUCACCAGAUCACAUGACAAGGACUGCGCCCAUCUCCUCUCCGCCUUUCUCCACUGGGCCCCUGGUGACCUCAGACACUGUCACCACAGUGACUAUCAACACAGAGACUACCACACCUUCACUGAACACACCACUAAGUCCAGCCCCCAUGAUAUCUGUUGUAACUACUCCUUUGAGUCCCACUGCUACAUUAUCCACCUUAACCACCCCAUUAAACAGUAACCCCACUUCAUCCACCAUAUCCACAUCUAUAAAUUGUAACCCAGCUAUAUUCACCAUAUCUACAUCUCUCAGCCCUAGCCCAGCUGUAUCCACUAUUGCCUCACCUCUUAACUCAAGCCUCAUUAUAUCCACCAUAGCCUUAACUUCCAACCCUAACACAACUACAUCUACCACAGCCAUGCCUUUAAGCCCCACUCCUACAGUAUCUGUGGCUGCCACACCGCUAAAUCCCGCUCCUGCACAUGGCCCUCCCAGCGUUGGUGUGGGGGCUUCUGUGUCAGCUAUCCUGACUUUGCGCCGUGCAGUGAGACGUCACCGAGACCGGAGGGAGCGACAGAAACGUGUCUUCCGCAUGUCAGUCCUCAUUGUCCUCUCAUUCCUGCUGUGCUGGGCACCUCUCUCCAUUACACCUCUCCUCUUGCUGGCUAUAGGACCCUCUGACUGGCUGGAGCGUCUGAGGCUCUGCUUUUUGGUACUUGCCUAUUGGACAGUUGUGCUGCAUCCUCUGUUGUAUGCAUUCACACGGCAGAAACUGCGUAAAGUUCUGCACACUCGACUGCAUAGACUGCGCACAAACAACGCGCACAUCUUCAUCCGCACAAACUCUCAGAACCAGCGCAAGCACAGGAAAGACUGUAGCCAGGUGACUGACCGCUGCCUAACUGUGUGAGAGA